AUUCUUCCACGCCAUAUACCAGCUGAAAUUCAUGCUUCAAAGAGAGAGAACGGAAAGAUCUACACAACUCCAUUGAUCUCUCAUAGUUUUCGCCAUGAAAAGGGUUUCUACUUUCACCUCCUCAACACUCCGCCGGACUUUUCUAACUUCUCACGAUGCUCGAUCAGUUCUCGGCUUUCAAUACACCUUAUUUCAGGCUGCGGAGUAUAAUAGUUCCGCCCAACUCGGCGCCUCCUCUACUGGGCGCCGUUGGAUUUCUUCUAUUUUCAAUUCGAAAUUUGGCUCCACGGCUAGCAUUGCAUCCCUUACCCUCGCCGGUGCUGUUGUUACAACCGCUGGAGCAGCUUCAUUAUUUCAGGAGGCUCACGCCAAAGAGCCUCUCUCACCUGAGUUUGCUCCCAAGGAUGUUGUUCUUUAUCAAUAUGAAGCUUGCCCUUUCUGUAACAAAGUCAAAGCCUUUUUGGACUACUAUGACAUACCAUACAAAGUAGUGGAGGUCAACCCAAUUAGUAAGAAAGAAAUUAAAUGGUCUGAGUACAAGAAGGUGCCAAUAUUGGUGGUGGACGGUCAAAAUCUGGUUGAUUCCUCAGAUAUUAUUGAUAAGUUAUCCGACAAAAUUCAUCCCAAGAAAUCAGUUGGUUCCAUACCCGAGGAUGAUGAAGAGAUCAAAUGGCGCAGGUGGGUGGAUAGUCAUCUAGUGCAUGUUCUUUCACCAAAUAUAUAUCGCAGUACAUCUGAGGCUUUAGAGUCUUUUGAUUAUAUCACUAGCAACGGUAAUUUCAGCUUCACUGAAAAAAUUACAGUAAAAUAUGCUGGAGCUGCAGCUAUGUACUUUGUAUCUAAGAAUCUGAAGAAAAAGUAUAACAUUACGGAUGAGCGUGCUGCCUUGUAUGAAGCUGCAGAAACUUGGGUUGAUGCUUUGGAUGGCCGAGACUUUCUUGGAGGUUCAAAACCUAACUUAGCGGAUCUAGCAGUAUAUGGAGUUUUGCGACCCAUUCGUUAUCUGAGAUCAGGUAAGGACAUGGUGGCUAAUACUCGUAUUGACAAUUGGUACUCGAGAAUGGAAAAGGCGGUUGGAGAAUCAACUAGGACCAAUACUUGAAACUGAAUUUUUUUUUUGUGGCUUUGCUCUUGGUUGAGUUGAAUUCAGUUAUUUUUGCUAUACAUACAUUUUUUUUUACUUAUUUUUGGGAAUGCACCAAUAUUUGUUACAUAUAUAUUUAAUAAGAGGCUUACUGUGACUGGCUAACCUGUUGCAUUACAUUUUUAUUAAAAUUAAUCAUUAUUGACUACUUCAUGCAUAUCAUUGACUUUAAUCAUUAUAUUCACCUUCCUCUUUGAGGAAUUGUUAGUUCUGUAGCAUUUUAUUUUUUGACAUUUGAAUGAUGAACUACUCAUUAUAGAGUUUAAGUUAUGGUUUAAUA
This is a messenger RNA of Impatiens glandulifera, 1424 nucleotides long. Its product is annotated as prostaglandin E synthase 2-like. Gene Ontology annotation, molecular function: prostaglandin-E synthase activity. The transcript has 6 exons. The record is from RefSeq and is a predicted model, not a curated record. NCBI's taxonomy places the organism in Eukaryota, Viridiplantae, Streptophyta, Magnoliopsida, Ericales, Balsaminaceae. Bases 95 to 1102 code for a protein of 335 amino acids. Gene Ontology annotation, cellular component: mitochondrion.